AUGGGGGGUGGCAGGAAGCACAGGUGGACCGGGGCUGACUCUGAAUGUUUUGCUUGCCGUGGGCACUCCUGGGUGGGCUCUGGGAACCACGGUCUGCACGGUCCCGCUAACCAGGCUGGGGCUGGCUGCGUGAAGGGCGGCUGCGCCCGCAGAGCUUGUCUACCUCGUGCCAACACCUUCGAUGCGAAGCAAGGGUCGGGCAGACCUGUGGGUGCGCUCCCCUUUCCCUCGUGCAGUGCUCGCGCGCCCGCUUCUUUGCUCUUACGUUGCAAGGACGCGUCACGGGCGGCGCACCCAACAGUCUGCGCUCUGCCUGGGGCCGCUUUGGCAGCCAACGGAAACCUCUCGGAGCCACUGACUCCAUUUGAAGGACCCGACCUUGCAGAACUGCUCCUCAUGGGCAGUUACCUGAGCCGGCCUCGCCCUCGGCCACCGUCCUCUGCUCUGCUGGGUGGGGACCGACCCGAGACAACUGCGAGCCCCGGGCCUGGGCCCGCGCACCCCGCCUGCCCUGUUCCCCCCGCUUGCCGGGUGCGCUCAGCGGCGCCGACCCUCGAAGUGGCUCGCGGGCUGUCCUAUGAGGAUCUUGUGGCCUCGCCGCGUCGCCGUCGGCCUCGCAGGCGGUUUGCCAUAAUCCACCCGCGGCAGUAUCCGAUCCAGCAGGCCCGGUGUUUAUUUCUGGGGGCCUUUUCCGCUCUGCCCCAGACCGACCAUCCGAAGCCAGUGCUGCCUGCUUGCACCUCUACGAUGUUCUGCACCUCAGUGAUCCUGAAGAUGGCAUCGGCUAAGGGCAAACCGACGCUCCGUUUGGCUCUGAAGCAGACAGUCAUCUGUAUGUGGUCUUCACUUCCUGGUCACCUCCCAAAUCCGUGUGUAAGGGAGACCUUGGCGAGGGCCCUCAAAGAGAAUGGUCAAGUGAGAGCCAAGGCGGAGGAGGACCUGACCUCCCUGGUAGAGGGCAGGGCAGGGCUGGCAAGGCCAGAGGAAGGGUACCCAGUCCCCGAGAGGCAGGACGAUCUGAGAAGGAGGCCUGAGGGCAGCCGAAGUGUACAGUCAGCAUUUAGGCGUCUGAUGGUCAAUGGAGUCCUCUCUUCCUUCGUGCCUACACCUGGGCCUCUGAAGAGAGACUUCUGUUCCACCAGCUUAGAAGACAGCCUGAUGAAGAAAUCCCACAUCUGCUUCUUGAGCUCAUGCAGCAAACGCAAUGCCAUCACCAGUUCCUACAGCUCCACUCGAGGUUUCCUACCCUUACAGAGGAGCCGUCGAGGUGCAUCUGGGGUGCCGGGGCCAGCCCCAUCCUCAGUCCAGCCCCAGCUGCCGACAAAGAAAGCCAGUGAGGAAAGCUGUCAUUCUAGCUCGUCGGCCUCAGUGGAACCACAAAGAAAGAUCAGGAAUGAAAAGGUUGCAGAUGCACCUUCUGGGCGAAAGCACACUCUAAAGAAUCGCUCACUGGCAUCUGCCCACUCCAGGCCGCAGAAGCGCAAGAUUCCACUACUGCUGUCAUCGAGGGGAAAUGACCCAAUGAUCCUGCCUCCACCGCCCCAGCUAGGUUAUCGAGUCACUGCUGAAGACCUUGACCUAGAGAGGAAAGCUGUGAUCCAGUGGAUCAACAAGGUCUUGGAAGGAUGAUGGAGCUAAGAUCCAGAGCAAACUUGAGGACAGUGACAUCAUGACUCAUGCAUAUGAGCUGACCCUCAAAUCUGAGUGUCUAGGUUGUACUCUGUGCUUGUAGAGCAAUAUUACAUUCCAUGUAGGGUCAUUUUGAUACUUAAAUACGAUAAUCCUUUGAAGUGCUAA
Messenger RNA from Canis lupus familiaris (dog), 1797 nucleotides. Its product is annotated as nuclear envelope pore membrane protein POM 121-like. Bases 1 to 1629 code for a protein of 542 amino acids. The transcript has 2 exons. The record is from RefSeq and is a predicted model, not a curated record. NCBI's taxonomy places the organism in Eukaryota, Metazoa, Chordata, Mammalia, Carnivora, Canidae.